AAAUUAAAGCCCAUAGACUUCUAUGAGAUUCCAUGCUGGGAGUUGUAGUCUUGCAACGGCUGGAGGCAAAAAAAAAAGAAAAUUUGGAUUUAAAAAAAGAAAUUGACAAAUUUGUGGUUACAAGUGCGGAAUUUCCUUGCUCAGCCUGCGGUUCUUCCCAAAGACCAGACCCCAGCAGACAUUCCUGUUCUCCUUGUUGACGGUCCUCAGAACACUAUACAGUAGGCGCAGCCGAAAUGUUAUCAUUCGUGUAAGCACCGUGUCACGUCACCCGCCUUGGAGAUGAGUCGCACACCAUGGAAUUGGCCCCGGGCUCGUGUUUUCCUUGUAUUCACCUGAGCAACCGUAAUUGGGAGGUGGAUUCUGCAAUGUCCCCAGGGGGAUGGAAGGCUCAGCUGUAAGAUUCAAGUCACAUCCUUACAAGAAAGUCCAUCCCUGAAUGGGUUAAGGCCAGGAAUCCUGGGUAGGAGGUGUGAUCUCAGCAUGUUUUAGGGAGGAGGGGUUUUCUACACCUGUGUCAAUAGGUAACUCAUUCCCCCAUACUGAUCAGCACUGAGCGUACAGGAGGUAGUGGAGACCAGGAGCUACAGAACCAGCCAAGGGCACAUGAAGUGAAGACCUUGGAUGCCGCAGCUUCUCUUCCAUAUCAAAGUUUACAGACAUGUAUCCGAAUUCUCCUCCACCCUAUUAUGACAAUAACGGGUACCAACCGGAAUACAGCAACAUCUACGACAACCCAGUUCCACCUAAUGUAUAUCAGCCGUAUCCUAUUCCCCCACCAUACGUUUCCCAGGUGCCGCAGUACCUACCUCAGGUGACGCCUCAUCAGGCUGUGACAGUUAAUCAAUACGCAUCCUCCAAAUCGUGGUUCUCAUUAAGUAAGAGAAAAAUCACUUGCAUAGCGGUCGCUCUCAUCUUCCUGGUUGUGGCGAUCAUCAUCGCUGCGGUUCUCUGCUGGUAUUUCUUAACUACACAUUGUCCAAGGAAAUGCGGCACCUCGUCGAGUUGCGUCCGUGCUUCUCAGUGGUGUGACGGCACGCUGGACUGCCCCGGGGGAGAAGACGAGGCGUAUUGUGUGCGGCUCUACGGCCAGAAUUUUAUAUUACAAGCCUAUUCCCCGACAAAAUCUGCAUGGCUGAGCGUGUGCUUCGAUGACUGGCGUUCGAUGUACGGAUCCAUGGUCUGCCAAGCCAUGGGCUACAAGGCGUACAGUUAUUAUAAUGAUUAUCUGGAAGAUGUCACCUCAGAUUUAAGAGCGUUCGCCAGUAUAAAUACCAGCGUGCCCUUCACCAAGUUAUACAGGAGCAUAAGGACAAGGGAUUAUUGUCCUUCUGGAAAAGUGGUCAAACUGAGGUGCAUAAAUUGUGGGGUAUCGACCAAGCAGGCGACUUCUAGCAGGAUAGUUGGCGGAACAUCGGCUAAGAGUGGAGACUGGCCGUGGCAAGUGAGUCUGCAGGUCAGGCAAUCGCAUGUCUGCGGAGGGUCUAUUAUCACUCCCGACUGGAUACUUACGGCGGCGCAUUGUGUUGAGGGGAAUUACGUUUACCCCUCGCUGUGGACGGCCUACGCCGGAUCCAUCCAAAGAUCAGGCGGUCAGGCGCUUCUUGUGGAAAGAAUCAUUUCACACCCAAAUUAUAACAGCGAAACCAAGGACCAUGACAUCGCCCUCAUGAAGCUAAAGACCAGUUUGUCAUUUACUGGAAGUAACAUAAAGCCUGUAUGUUUACCCAAUGCUGGAAUGCCAUGGACAGAUACACAAUCCAGUUGGAUCUCAGGAUGGGGGUACACAAAGCAAGGAGGGACAACCUCUAGUGUACUGAUGGCAGCCAAUAUCCCUCUGAUCAGCUCUACAACCUGCAAUAGUCCUUCUGUUUACAAUGGAGUCAUCACUUCUACCAUGAUAUGCGCAGGUUACCUCUCCGGAGGAGUCGAUACUUGUCAGGGUGACAGUGGGGGCCCGCUAGUCACCAAGACCAACAACUUGUGGUGGAUUGUCGGGGACACGAGCUGGGGGGACUGGUUGUGCCCAACGAAACAAGCCUGGAGUCUAUGGGAACGUUACAGUGUUCUUGGAGUGGAUCUACCAGCAGAUGCAGACGUACACAUGAUGGAUCAGCGCCCUACGACAAGGACUUCAUGACUGUAUCUAUAUUUAUACCAUUCGCUGCAAUGUGCCGGCCAUCAGAACCGUUUUCCCGCUCCUAUGGGUAUAGGAGGCUUCGCUGCACAGCCGGACAAGGGACUGACCGCCUGUGAAAAUGCAUCAGCGCCAUCUAGUGCUCAUUGUACAUAUUUUUCUUUUCUCUGGUUGUAUAUAGCUGUACAGUUCUGUAACCCUGGAUGGUUUAACUUCACGUGCCAUUUGUGAGUUGCUGUUGUUGUUGCUGUUGUUGCUGUUGUUGUUGUUGCUGUUGUCGUUGUUGCUGUUGCUGUUGUUGCUGUUGCUGUUGUUGUUGCUGUUGUUGUUGCUGUUGUUGCUGUUGUUGUUGUUGCUUUUGAAUAUGAAUGUGUCAAAUGGCCGAUGCACUGUUUUUAUAUAAUAUCGGGUGAUGCGUAAUUAUUUCGUUAGAUUCGUGAAAGCCAAAUCCUGCUAAAGUGAGGGGGGGGGGGGAAAACAAUGAUGCCACACCCCCUACAUUUCUCUAUGGCAGUGGUCUCCAAACUGUAGACCUCCAGCUGUUGCAAAACUACAACUCCUAGCAUGCCCGGACAGCCAACGGCUGUCCGGGCAUGCUGGGAGUUGUAGUUUUGCAACAGCUGGAGGCACCCUGGUUAGGAAAUGCUGCUCUUACGUAAAACCACGUAAACGCAUAGUAGCUGUAUGCGCCAAUGCAUAACAUUCGGAUCAAUAGGAAUCGUGGUUGCAAAAGUCUACAUACGCUGUAACUAAAACUGUAUCUAUAGUUGGCGCAUUUUAUUUAAUUUUUUUUUUAUUAUUAUUUUUUGUAUACAAUAUCUUUAUUAUUUCCUUUUCUUACUUGUUUAACCUUGUGCUCGGAAAUCAUUUCAUAGUCUGUAGUACCUGACUGCCGGACAGAUGGGAGACGGGUCGGUUCAUUUCAUGCCUAUACAGCACAAGGGCUCAAUCAGAAUAUUCCAGUACUUAGGUGCCGCCUAUCCUCUGUGCCGCCAUAUGGUGCUGGAUCACCUAGAUAUUAUCCCCCUAGAAGCAAUGAGUUCUUAAAGGGGGUAUUC
This is a messenger RNA of Hyla sarda, 3195 nucleotides long. It is a transcript of the gene TMPRSS2, whose product is annotated as transmembrane serine protease 2. Gene Ontology annotation, cellular component: membrane. NCBI's taxonomy places the organism in Eukaryota, Metazoa, Chordata, Amphibia, Anura, Hylidae. The transcript is spliced from 14 exons. Gene Ontology annotation, biological process: protein autoprocessing. The record is from RefSeq and is a predicted model, not a curated record. Gene Ontology annotation, molecular function: serine-type endopeptidase activity; protein binding. The coding region runs from base 662 to 2140 and encodes 492 amino acids.